UGCUACGACAUCUCCGCCCGAACCUGGUGGAUGGAUGAGUUCCAUCCGUUCAUCGAGGCGCUGCUCCCCCACGUCCGGGCCUUCGCCUACACCUGGUUCAACCUGCAGGCUCGCAAGAGGAAGUACUUCAAGAAGCACGAGAAGCGCAUGUCAAAGGAGGAGGAGCGAGCGGUGAAGGAUGAGCUGCUGGGCGAGAAGCCCGAGGUGAAGCAGAAGUGGGCGUCUCGCCUCCUAGCCAAGCUGCGCAAGGACAUCCGGCCCGAGUUCCGGGAGGACUUCGUGCUGACGGUGACGGGCAAGAAGGCGCCGUGCUGCGUGCUGUCCAACCCGGACCAGAAGGGCAAGAUGCGGCGCAUCGACUGCCUGCGGCAGGCCGACAAGGUGUGGCGCCUGGACCUGGUGAUGGUCAUCCUGUUCAAGGGAAUCCCGUUGGAGAGCACGGACGGCGAGCGGCUCGUCAAGGCGCCGCAGUGCGCCAACCCCGGCCUCUGCGUCCAGCCGCACCACAUCGGCGUCUCUGUCAAGGAGCUCGACCUCUACCUGGCCUACUUCGUGCACUCAGAAACCAGCCAAUCAGAAAGCCCCAACCAGGCCAGCGAAUCAGAUAUCAAGGAGCAGCCAGAGAACGGUGAGACACACACACACACACACACCCCCAGAUAA
This is a messenger RNA of Xiphophorus hellerii (green swordtail), 663 nucleotides long. Its product is annotated as nuclear factor 1 A-type-like. Gene Ontology annotation, molecular function: DNA-binding transcription factor activity, RNA polymerase II-specific; RNA polymerase II cis-regulatory region sequence-specific DNA binding. The coding region runs from base 31 to 663 and encodes 210 amino acids. Gene Ontology annotation, cellular component: nucleus. The record is from RefSeq and is a predicted model, not a curated record. Gene Ontology annotation, biological process: regulation of transcription by RNA polymerase II. The transcript has 3 exons. Lineage: Eukaryota; Metazoa; Chordata; Actinopteri; Cyprinodontiformes; Poeciliidae.